AUGACUAGGUUCCGGGAGCAGGCGAUCGGGUUUGUAGCCGACGUAGAAAGUAUGUUCCACGCAUUCCAAGUAAGCCAAGAACACCGCGAUCUCAUGCGCUUCUUUUGGUGGGAAGACAACGACCCUAAGAAGCAGGUAAUCACAUACCGCGCUCGAGUGCACGUCUUCGGUAAUACGUUCAGCCCUGCUGUAGCGACUACGUGUUUAAGAAAGGCAGCCGAGGGCAUCGAAGGGAAGACCGAGGAUUUGAAAACAUCCCCUCAUUACCUAAGUGCGCAGUCCUACAUCGUCUCGCACUUUUAUUGCGACGACGGCCUGGGUACAGCGGCAAGUGCCCCAGACGCCAUCGGAGUCCUUUCCAUGGCUAAGAACAUCUUAGCACGGUAUGAGAUUCGGCUGCAUAAGAUAGUGUCCAAUUCGCCAGAGGUUCUCGCCGCUUUCUCGCCCAGCGAAAGAGCGAUUGAGUCCGAAGUGGAGUUUUUCAACGCCCCGACUCACAGCACUCUCGGCGUAGCUUGGAAUGUCUUAGACGACUGUUUCACGCUCAAGGUCAGUCUUCCGGAGAGGCCUUUUACGAGGCGUGGAAUGUUAUCCGUGACUAACUCGAUCUACGAUCCCAUCGGUUUCGUUUGCCCAGUCAUCCUAGGCGGUAAGCUCAUCAUGCGCAAGGUCUUAUCGGAGGUGACUCUGGGCUCUGAAAGGCGCCCAGACUGGGACGAUCCUCUCGAAAGUCACCAGUUACAAGAGUGGACGAACUGGCUCUCCAGCCUUCAGGCCCUGCAUUUACUGAGUAUUCCCCGGUGCUUUUUACUGCCCGAGGCCGGCGAUGUAGUACUGCAGACGCUGCACGUCUUCGCGGACGCUUCCCUGGAUGCCAUUGGCAACGUAUGCUAUCUUCGCUCUACGAAUAGCGAAGGAGAAGUUAAUGUGGCCUUUGUGCACGGAGAGAGCAAAUUAGCUCCACGAGCGGCGACGUCCAUUCCCAGACUGGAACUCUGUGCCGCCGUCGAGGCUGUCUCUUCUAGCCAACAUAUCAUCAACGACCUGAAGCGACCGGUAGACGGAAUUUAUUACUAUUCCGACAGCCGGGUCGUUCUAGCCUACAUCAAGAACGAGAGCAAGAGAUUCAGCCGCUACGUACAACGCAGAGAAGACCUGAUUCGUCACUCGAGUCAGCCGUCAGAAUGGACUUACCUAGACAUUGCCUCGAACCCAGCUGAUCACGCAUCGAGACCUACCGAGCCCGGUUCUUUGCAGCGUUCAAUGUGGUUAACCGGACCUCCCUUCCUUAUGACCUCGCCCGCUCCAGCUCCUCAAAAUGGAACGGAGCCCGACUCGGACUUUCGGGCACUCCCAGAAGAAGAAAGUCCUGUCGUCUGUGCGUUGCAGACCAAGAAAUCAGUCAAUAGCGCGGUCUCCCAGCGGUUGUGA
This is a messenger RNA of Hyalella azteca, 1431 nucleotides long. RefSeq lists its product as uncharacterized. The transcript has a single exon. The record is from RefSeq and is a predicted model, not a curated record. NCBI's taxonomy places the organism in Eukaryota, Metazoa, Arthropoda, Malacostraca, Amphipoda, Hyalellidae. The coding region runs from base 1 to 1431 and encodes 476 amino acids.